CUACCCUUCUGUUGCGAUAACUUCGACAAUACCACCGUUUACUAAGGCCAGUAGCUAUAGAUGCUCAAUCAUACACGAUAACGAUAAUCGGGCCAAGGAUAAGUACUGUACUAAGUAUAUAAACGUUAGAACAUUGCACCGGCAAAAGUCCCCGAUCUGAACUAGCUCUUUUCGGCAAGUGCAAUGAACGGGGGCCUACCUUAGUUUUAGGACUGCUACCGGUACCAUUUCCAGUAGCGUGCAUGUCAGGUGACUGUGAGUGACAACAGCCGGGAUUCGAACCCCUGACCUUUUGGCCUAGAGACAGGGUCACUAACCAUUAGGCCACACACGCUACCCUUGGUGCCGCCUAUGCACUGAUAAUGUGACAUUAAACCAUCAGAUAGUCCACAUGGUACAAUACCUAACGUUUGUGCAAUACUUCGUGUUUCUAAGGGUUAGCUUAUGUAGGAUAUGGUGGUAGGACUACCCCCAUUGUUUGUGAAUCCGUGCUAUUGUUGUGUCAUGCAUAAUUCAUGAGACGGACCCCAGACCAGGUAGAUCACCUCAUUAAUAUUUCACACACGUCACAACCUGUUCGGUGAGUCGGUGGCUUGGGUUCCGUAAACAAGAUGGCCGAUCUGCAGGAGAAUUAUGUGGAGUACUACCAGGGAAAGUCGUCGCAGUGCGGGCUGUGCCUGCAGCUGGCGGAGCGUCCCCGGGCGCUGCCGUGCCUGCACGCGUUCUGCGAGGGGUGUCUGCGGGAGUACGCGCACGGGAAGAAGCGGCUGAAGUGUCCGGUCUGCCGGGAGAGGGUCAAGUUACCGUCCGAGGGCGUGUCUGCACUUCCCGAUAACAAUGGCGUCAGGUCGCACACCAAGAAACUCUCCGACUACGCACAGAUCACCCCGUCCGAGGACACCGUCCGGGGGGAGGUGCAGAAGUGCGUCCACCACCCCUGGGAGGACCUGAGACUCGUGUGCCAGCACUGCCACGUGCCGGUGUGCCUCCAGUGUUUGGAUGAGAUGCACGAGGGACACAGCGCCGUGUCUUUCAAAAGGGUGUCCCGGCGCAGGAAGAUCACCGUCCGUAAGCUGGUGACGGAAGGUAAGCGCACCUUAGACUCCUACUACACAACCCUGCAGAGUCUUCAAGACAUGCAGAACACGCUGGACCAGGGUAAGAAACACGCCGAAGAAGACGUCCACGCAAGGUACGACGAUGUCUUAAGGGGUUUGGCGGAAGAGAGGGCAACGCUACUGUUUGACAUAGAGGACAAUCACAUGCGUAACUCAACAGCUAUAGAAGCUCAGAGGAAGAGUUUAGCGUCUCGUGUGGGUGACUUGAACGACGCAAUUAACAGCGCAGAAAAGGGUAUGGAGCGGGGAGUCAGGGAAUCUGACGUUCUUCUGCAAGUUUUGGACAAAUGUAAAGAAUCCCCUCCCCUUACUGACCCCCCUGUACAAGCACAACUUCCUGUCUUCAUGCCAGAAGAGAGCCAUUCUCGUGUUCUGGGUCACUUAGUCUGGGAGCCUCUUACUGCAAACAAGGACGCGGAAGACUCCGAGAAAGACCACCUGCCUCCAAACAAUGCCACCUUGCUAGAGACUAAUAUUGACCAAGGGGACAGGAAAACACCAGAGCCGCAUUAUCCGGCGAAGGGUCACGUUCAGAAACCAGAGUAUGUCAAUGUACCAUCCGAUCUUAUCGAAAGACCGAGUACAAGAUCACCAAGUGCUGCUGAUAGCGACAAGAGGGUAGACUACCCCUCCCCUCUAGCUAGCCCAAACCUUGGUCGUGCCAACUAUAACGUCAAUGGCCUCGGGGCAAGCAAGUCAUCAACCAGCCCGGCGACGAAGGUAAGCCGUCGCGCCGGGUUGACGGAGAAUACACGGGUACGUGAACCUAUUGUGGGUUCAAUACAGGAGCUGAGAGAGUUCAGGAGAGGGCAGGACCACGGCCCAGCAUCCAGGCAAAGUCCCUUCUCCACGGACCAUCCUCGCAGUCCUAUAGGCAAUGGCGCCAUCACACAUAACGACCAGACACGCGACAACACCGUUAGCCUGGGGCAGGGGAGUCCAGGGACACCGGCGGGCACGCAAGCGGUACAGCAGACGCCACGGCCCGCGGACAUGCGUCUGUCUCCCCCUGAACACAGCCCGAGACUGUCAAGCGGUAGCGACAUCCCUGACGACGGGUUCUACCAUCACAACAAGCCCGAACACGGUAACUAUCCUAACAGGAGACACAGGGUGUCCAGCGACAGUGAUAAUGUUGAUCAUCACGCUGUGAUAGGAAGACCUGUAAGCGCCACACAGGCACAGCAGAGCAGGACAACACCGACGCACAGAGAAACGUCGUCAGAGGACGGCACACAUGUGGAGUUCAGUUCCGGGUUCUACCGAGUCGUACGGGGGAAAAAGAAACGCCCCAAGUCAUCAAGUGGCAGCGGAAAUGACGUGAAAUAUGACCAACAGGAAACUUCGACUCAUCGGCAAGAGACAAGCAAUCAAUUCUUAGAUGACAGAAAUGCUAAUCGCACCGUUACACCGCGUCUUGAGGACCAAGUGAUGCGAAGAACACCAACCCCCUCCAGGCAACACAGCAACAGGGAACGCAGCCACGGUGGCCCCCUGCUCGAUGACGCCCCCUCGCGGAGUAUUGAUGAACUGCAGCUGGAUCCCAGGGUGAUGCAGCAACAGGACGAGAUGAACCACGCCUGGCCCGAGGUGGUACCGAAACACAUCGAAGACGAGGUGAUGAAAGAAAUCGCCCGCAUGUCACACUCUAGCAGAGACUCGUCCGACAAUUCCGAACCCAGACGGAGAAAACAAGUCGUAGAGGCACAGAUUGAACAAGACGGUACGAAAUUGGCUCACAGCAGGGACAAUGAACAAGUUACCGAUGUACAGGACCAGCCUUCGUACAAGAGAACAGCCGGAACAACCAAUGCUGACGUUGGACCACACGGGGACAUAGACGUCAGCCCUACCGGUGUACCAAACGUGAAGACUGGGGAUAUGACGCAGCACGAUUAUGCCAAACCUGUCACAGAAAAAGACCAGCAGAUACACGUAGGGAGUCCUAAAGUCUCACGACCACAGUACCAGGAGAAGGGACGCUCCUCUACAUACAGUGACGAGCUCCCGCCAUCGCCUGUAAGCCCGGAUUCGGACGUGUUCACCCCGAAAUACGCCGAAGACAACACCGCGAACUCAGCCGAUCUCCUUAAUCUGGAGAACAAGAAAACGAAACACAGUCCUUCAGACGAUGGUGGCCAGAUUUCCAACGUUAGAGAGAUCCCGAGACAAGUGGGCCCGAACAAACGUGGGUUGUCGUUCGGCGGGGAGGGUUCCGCGGUCGGCAAGUUCAGCGGGCCGAGUGGCGUGUUCGUCAUAGCGGAUGAGAUCUACGUGGCAGACCAGGACAACAACAGGGUCCAGGCGUUCAGCAUGCGCGGCGAAUGUCUCGGGGAGCUACCAACAGUCGUAACAACAUCCCCACAGAGUCCCACGAAAGGGAAACCAGUACCGAUGGAGCCGCAUGACGUCGCUGUGGACACAAACGACAACAUCUGGGUCGUAGGAUCAGACGGCGCGACGUCAGAUUUCAUCCUACGGUACGACAUGGAAGGCCGCCCGUUGACGAAGAUAGACAUGCCCUUCACCGGGUACUGGCGGGGAGUCGCCGUCCACCCGGGCCGGAAGUUCAUCGUGGUGUCCGAGCCGUUCGGCGGAGAGGUGAAGCUGUUCGCCCCGCCGCGAGGCGCCCUGAUCCGGACUCUCGGCGGAGAGAGCGGACUGAAGGCGCCGUGGUACGUCGCCGUGGACACCGACGGGAAAAUCUACGUCUCCGAUUGGUCGGGACACUACAUCUACGUGUUCCAGGAGAGCGGGAAGAUGCUGAUGAGGUUCGGAGGGGAGGGGAGCGACGAGGGACAGCUGCAGUGUCCGUGCGGCGUGUGUGUGGACAGCGCCGGGAACAUCAUCGUGGCCGACAGUCUGAAUCAGCGGGUGGAGAUGUUUGACAAGGCGGGGACGUUUGUCAAACACAUCGCGACGGAGCUACAAGGACCGCAGGCCGUGGCGAUAGCAGCAGACGGCACGAUCGUAGUGACUGAAACAGACACGAACUCUGUUAGCAUAUAUCACUACUGAUUUUGAA
Molecule: messenger RNA, 4143 nt
Organism: Branchiostoma belcheri (Belcher's lancelet)
Lineage: Eukaryota; Metazoa; Chordata; Leptocardii; Amphioxiformes; Branchiostomatidae
Product: tripartite motif-containing protein 3-like
Biological process (GO): negative regulation of translation; protein polyubiquitination; proteasome-mediated ubiquitin-dependent protein catabolic process
Molecular function (GO): ubiquitin protein ligase activity; zinc ion binding; protein binding
Source: RefSeq, a predicted model, not a curated record